AGCGUGAAUAAAAAAACCUGAAUUUCGUUGAACAAAUCCUGUCAUCAAUUAGCAUGAGCUAGCUGCUGAUGUUGUCGUGUUGGAUUCAUGCUGGUUGGUGACUUGGUGAUCGGAAUCGUCGACUUUAUAUUUUCUCCCCAAAGAACAAAGGCACACGCUAAAACCACAAAAACCAAAUCAUUUGUUUUGGAAAAACAUGACAUAUGUUUCUCUGCCCAAUGAUCUUCUUAUAGAGAUCUUGUCUCGAGUUCCAGGCAAAACCUUAGCAAGAUUUCGAUCAGUCUCAAAGCAAUUUAAGUCUCUCAUCUCUGAUCAUUGCUUCCUUCGCCUCCACCACAACCGUUUACGUGAUUCUCUUUUUGUCAUAUCCAUCCACGAACCUUUACCAAAUUCCCAUAAUGAUUUCUACGCACUCUUACAUAAGCGAAGCGAUACAUAUAGUAAAAGAUACAAUUUCAUUGUGACCAACAAGGCAAAUGGCAUCGUCCAUGCUUUCACGGUAAUGUUUGGUUGCCGUAACUUCAGAAUGUUAAGCUCUUACCACAAGCUCUUAUGCUUUGUUUGUAAUUCUGGGAUCUAUCUUUGCGACCCCAUGAACAAGGACUUGAAGUAUUUACACGAUUCUCCUUGGUCGCCAUUAUGUUUCAACAGAUCGGAAGAGUGUCUCGUCUCCUUUGGAUUUGUUGAGGCCACGAUGCAGUACAAAGUCGUCAAGUGGCCUCACGACUUGGAUGAAAGCCGUAGAAGGAGGUUACCAAAUGGACUCAUCACGACUUGGAAGAAAUUCAAUAAACUCGAGUUUGAGGUCUUGAAUAUCGAUAUUGUAGGAAAUGGCGGUCUUAAAGUAUCCCCUUGGAGAAGGCAUCAUAGUCCAUGUUCCUAUCUUCUACAACUAUCUUCUCAGGUUUACGUCAAUGGAUUUAUCUACUGGACCACUAGUGAUUUUCAGAUCGUAUCAUUCUCUCUACAAGACGAGACUUUCUCAACGGUAAACCCUAAACCCCCUUGCUUCUGCCUUGAUAUCCAAGGAUCCAAAGAAACUCGUUUUUUCACGUUAUCUGGAAGCCGCGGAAACUUAUGGAUGAUAGAUAAUGAUGUCACGUCUCAAACCAUGGAGAUUUGGAUGAUGGAUGAAAGUAGAGACGGUGGCUGGGCCAAGAUUCAUAAGAUCGACCUCGGUGGAACCCAUUCAAACGGAAACGAUGGUAGAGUGCAUAUGUUAGAUAUUCGAUCAGACCGAGUUUUGUUCAAGCUAUCGUCGACGUGGUCCACAUGGCCAUUGUUUUGCUAUAACGCCAAGUCAAGCACCCUAGUAAACUGCGGGAGAGUGUUUAGAGAAUAUCAGCUAUGUCACUCCACCGAUGGACUCUUGUCUCUACACAACCUUGAUACGUAUUGAUUCUUUUCCACAUUUCUCUUUUCCUUUGGUGCCUUUCUAGGGUACACAAUCCCUUAUCAGAUUAAUUCAGCAAAAACGUUGAAAUCUUUUCUUUGGAAAAAAUCUGAUGUUUUUUAAUUGUUUAGCUCGAGAAGUUUGUGGGAGAUUUGGAUUUGUGGUCUUGUAAUAUGAUUUUCACUCUACACUUCUCACGUUUAUGUAUCUUUAUUCGUCAUAAACGGAUACGAGACACAUUGGAGCCAUUUGAUCCUCAAGAAUCAAAUCGAACGGUUAAA
Molecule: messenger RNA, 1674 nt
Organism: Arabidopsis arenosa
Lineage: Eukaryota; Viridiplantae; Streptophyta; Magnoliopsida; Brassicales; Brassicaceae
Source: the annotation of a GenBank genome assembly